CUUUUCUCUAACCAACAACUGAUUCCUCUCUCUUUCUCUCUCUCUCAUUCUCUGUUGAAUUUUCUGUUUUGGGGUUUUUUCUUUUUUUUUCUCUGCAAGAAUCUCCAUGGGAGGAGCUUAACUAUAAGAAAAUAGAAAAAGAAGUGAAAGAUUUGAUUGUUUGUGAGUUUCUGACAAAUGGGGAAGUACAUAAGGAAGACAAGAAAAACAGAGGAUGUAUCACCUCUUGGUGUUCUUACAAGGGCUAAAGCUUUAGCUCUUAACGGCGGUGAUGGUGGGUCGUAUCUAGAGCUUAGGAGUAGGAGGCUGGUCAAACCCUUUACGGUUCUUGAAGGGAGAAGACAGAAGAAUGGUGUUCCCAAAAAUCCCAAUUUGGUAAACCCUAACCCUAAUCAACAAAUCCCUAAUGUUUGUGUGAAUUCUGAAGAGGGAAAGGGUGUUAAGGAAAUGGAAAAUCAGAAGGAGAAGGAGAAGAGCUGCUUGGGUCCUGAAGAUUCAUUUGGAGAAAACUUGCUGGAAUUUGAAGGUAGAAAAAGGACCACCAGGGAGAGCACACCUUGCAGUUUGAUAAGGGAUUCAGACAACAUUCAGACCCCUGGUUCCAGUACUAGGCGUACUAAUGCAAAUGAGGCCAACGGCAGAGUACCAAACUCGAUUCAACCAACUAUCCCAACAGAUCUUGAAAUGGAAGAGUUUUUUACCCGUGCAGAAAAGGAGCAGCAGAGAAAAUUCAUCGAGAAGUACAACUUUGAUCCAGUGAACGAGAAGCCCCUUCCCGGACGUUACGAAUGGGUGAAAGUAAACCAUUAGACAUGGACAUAAAGGAGAGGGGAGGUUACAAAUUACAACAUUCCGUCGGCCUCGUUUCAUCUCUAGACUUUAGACAAAGAUAGGAAACCAUAGCAUGUAAGUUUUAGUUUUACAACUGGUGUUGUGAGUGGUGAAACCUCUAUUUCCCCUCACUCUCUGACUUGUAAAGUCUUUUAGAAGGUUAGACUAAUAUGAUCUGUGU
This is a messenger RNA of Solanum lycopersicum (tomato), 1012 nucleotides long. It is a transcript of the gene krp1, whose product is annotated as p27KIP1-related-protein 1. NCBI's taxonomy places the organism in Eukaryota, Viridiplantae, Streptophyta, Magnoliopsida, Solanales, Solanaceae. Gene Ontology annotation, cellular component: nucleus. Gene Ontology annotation, biological process: negative regulation of cyclin-dependent protein serine/threonine kinase activity. The record is from RefSeq and is marked validated. Gene Ontology annotation, molecular function: cyclin-dependent protein serine/threonine kinase inhibitor activity.